Fundulus heteroclitus (mummichog) is the source of this 4306-nucleotide messenger RNA. Its product is annotated as serine/threonine-protein phosphatase 4 regulatory subunit 3. Gene Ontology annotation, molecular function: protein phosphatase activator activity. The coding region runs from base 296 to 2650 and encodes 784 amino acids. The transcript is spliced from 16 exons. The record is from RefSeq and is a predicted model, not a curated record. Gene Ontology annotation, cellular component: nucleoplasm; protein phosphatase 4 complex. NCBI's taxonomy places the organism in Eukaryota, Metazoa, Chordata, Actinopteri, Cyprinodontiformes, Fundulidae. Gene Ontology annotation, biological process: protein dephosphorylation; DNA damage response.
GACAUCUACGAAGAUCGGAUUACAAGAUGGCGGUCUGUGGACGUUAGCGCGGAGGCCGUUAGAGUUGUUGUGCUUUCUUUGAAUUUUACUGGUUUAUUAACAGGAUUUCUGCUUAGUCCCUUUACGUCGCGGACGUAAUAUGUUUAUGAAGUAGUCAAGGAAUCUGUAACCGCUGCCGUAAACUUUUAGCAGACGCGCAUGUUUUAUAACAUGCAGGUAGGAAAAAAGUUAACAGGUCGAGGAAAACACUAGACGGGGCGAGCUGAUAGCCUGUUAGCUCCCACUCGGUUUAGCCAUGUCGGACACUCGGCGGCGGGUGAAAGUGUACACCCUGAACGAAGACCGGCAGUGGGACGACCGGGGCACCGGACACGUUUCGUCCACGUUUGUUGAACGACUGAAGGGAAUCUCGUUGUUGGUUCGAGCCGAAUCUGACGGUUCGCUAUUGUUGGAGUCGAAGAUAAGUCCGAAUACGGCGUAUCAAAAACAACAGGACACGCUGAUUGUCUGGUCAGAAGCGGAUAAUUAUGACCUUGCCUUAAGCUUCCAGGAAAAGGCCGGCUGUGAUGAGAUCUGGGAGAAGAUUUGUCAGGUUCAGGGCAAGGACCCGGCUCUGGACAUCACCCAGGACCCCAUCGACGAGUCGGAGGAAGACCACUUUGAAGAGAUCCCAGAGACGACCCACCUGGUCGAGCUCCCUCCCUGCGAGCUAGGCCGGCUGGAGGAAAUAGCCGACCUGGUGACGUCCGUCCUGUCCUCGCCCAUCCGCCGGGAGAAGCUCGCCCUGGCGCUGAUGAGCGAGGGCUACAUCAAGAAGCUGCUGGGCCUCUUCAGGGUGUGCGAGGACCUGGACAACCGAGAAGGCCUGCACCACCUGUACGAGAUCGUGCGCGGCGUCCUGUUCCUCAACAAGGCGGCCCUGUUCGAGGUCAUGUUCUCCGACGACUGCAUCAUGGAUGUGGUGGGCUGCCUGGAGUACGACCCGGCGCUGGUGCAGCCCAAGCGCCACAGGGAGUUUCUGACCAAGACGGCCAAGUUCAAGGAGGUGAUCCCCAUCACAGACUCGGAGCUGCGGCAGAAAAUCCACCAGACCUACAGAGUGCAGUACAUCCAGGACAUAAUCCUGCCGACGCCGUCCGUCUUUGAAGAGAACUUCCUGUCCACGCUCACGUCGUUCAUCUUCUUCAACAAGGUGGAAAUUGUCAGUAUGUUGCAGGAGGAUGAGAAGUUCCUCACUGAGGUCUUUGCACAGCUUACAGAUGAAGCUACAGAAGAAAGUAAAAGAAGAGAACUGGUUAACUUCGUCAAGGAAUUUUGUGCUUUUUCGCAAACAUUGCAGCCACAAAACAGGGAUGCCUUCUAUAAAACCCUGGCCAACCUGGGGAUCUUACCUGCUCUUGAAAUAGUCAUGGGAAUGGAUGACCUGCAGGUGCGAGCAGCGGCCAUUGACAUCUUCUCUUACCUGGUGGAGUUCAGCCCAUCGAUGGUCCGGGAGUUUGUCAUGCAGGAGCCGCAGCAGACUGAAGAUGAUGUUCUCCUGAUUAAUGUUGUGAUCAAGCAGAUGAUUUGUGACUCUGAUCCAGAGCUGGGAGGGGCGGUGCAGCUGAUGGGUCUGCUCAGGACGCUCAUCGACCCUGAAAACAUGCUGGCUUCCACCAACAAAACUGAGAAGACUGAGUUCCUGAGUUUCUUCUACAAGUACUGCAUGCACGUCCUGACUGCUCCUCUUCUGGCCAACACGGCGCACGACAAGAACUCAAAGGAUCAACCAGAAGGAUCUGCAAAGAUUAACCCGGUGUGUCCAGACAACUUCCAAACCGCUCAGCUGCUCGCCCUCAUCCUGGAGCUCCUCACCUUCUGCGUGGAGCACCACACCUACCACAUCAAGACCUACAUCAUGAACAAAGACCUGCUCAGGAGAGUCCUGGUGCUCAUGAACUCCAAACACACCUUCCUGGCUCUCUGUGCGUUGCGUUUCAUGCGCAGGAUCAUUGGCCUAAAAGACGAGUACUACAACCGCUACAUCAUCAAAGGGAACCUGUUCGAGCCCGUCAUCAACGCCCUGCUGGACAACGGCACCCGAUACAACCUCCUCAACUCGGCCAUCAUCGAGCUCUUCGAGUUCAUCAAAGUGGAGGACAUCAAAUCUCUCAUCGCUCACAUCGUAGACAAUUUCUACAAAGCACUUGAAUCCAUCGAGUACGUUCAGACUUUCAAGGGCCUGAAGGGCCGCUACGAGCAGGAGAAGGACAGGCAGAGUCAGAAACUCAGCAGGUAUCGGCGAGACGCACGCUCUCUGGACGAGGACGAAGAGCUGUGGUUCAACGACGACGAGGAGGACGAAGACGGAGAGGCGGUGGAGAGGAGGAUGGACGAGGAAUUCUCCGACAGCUACGAAAAGUUCAUGGAAGCCAAAAAAGGAGCUGCCAACGGCGCCAACAGUGCCAAGUCUGCCCCCAUCCCAGCCGCCUCGCCAGCCGUCCCGUCAAACAACAGCUCCUCUUCCUCUGUGAAAACCGUUGCUCUUCCUGCCACUCCUGUUGUCAAGACGGCUCUGGUUGGUUUGGUGGACUACCCUGACGACGAGGACGAAGAGGAGGACGACGAGGAGGACGAGUCUCCCAGAAAGCGACCCCGCCUGAGCUCUUAAGGCCGACGACGGUCCUCUCUGGUUUGGCCACGGCGGACGGGCGUCAGGUCCCUCCCGCUCCCCGUCCUCCCCGGCUGUCUCAUUGGUCCUCGGCCUGCCGGCGCCACCUAGCGGUCCCUCUGAGGCGGCGCACGGAGCGAGACGAGCCUCCCGCCUUCCUCAGACCCCCGACUCUGCUCCUUGCUCCCUCUCUCUCUGGAAAGGAGGCGGAGAGCUUCUCUGGAAAAGACAGAUGGCGGUCUAUUUCUGUAGGCCGUUUUUUCAUUCUAUUUUUUUAACCCCCCCUCCCUUUUUAUUAAACAGAACCCUGUUUGGGGAAAUCAACGUUUCAUCAGCCUGAAGGAAGCUUUAUUGCUUUUUUACCCCGUUUUCCCCUCCACCUUUUUCUUUCCCCUCACCAUUCAGCCGUCAAACGUCAGACCUGGCAACCCCCCCGGUUCCGACGCCGCUCUUUCCCCGCCCGUAUUUCUGUGGCAUCAGCCAGGAAGCCAAAACCCGACCAGCCGGCGUACGGACUGCAGCUGGCCGCCCCCAGGCUAGCGGGACUAGCCCUCCAAGCUCGACUGGCUGGGUCUAACAGUGCCACCGCGUCAGAGGCGGCGGCAGAGAAACGUUAAACGAAGGGGGGAGGCGGCCAAUUGAAACCCGGACGAACAGUCGGCCGCGGCGCUGCUUAGCUCCAGUAGAGCGGGACUCGUCGUUUAAAAGCCACGGCAUCAGUUUGGGGCGAGGCACAGACGACACAAACGCGGCGUUUUUGCAGGGCUGGAGCCACAAGUCCUGCGUUUCAUGAGUUUGUUCUAGUACUGUAUAUAUGUUCCUUCUGUCCCUUUCUCACCAGUUUUCCCCCUGACGUGGUUUGGAAAGCGGCGCGACACGCCCACCUGCUUUAUGUUCACCCCACCUUUUGCAUUAUUUUUGUUGUCACAACACAAAAAGGGUGGGGCACCGGUCUGUUUGAUUUGAUUCACUGUAAACUUCAGCGAAGGUUCACAAUGUCGGUUUUAAGAUUCUUAAUUAAAACUGCGGCAAAGUCCCGUUUGCAGCCAGCGUCUCUGAGGAUUUCUGGAGUUAUGAAUUUUGCCCGUUCGGGUUCGGUGGCCUCUUUUCUGACCCACAGCCAAUAAUCUGCUCCGGUUCGGCUUCACCUGGGUGGCAGGCGUAAGCUCCGCCUUCCACCAGGUGGACCGUAGACUCAGAGAGCCAGAGCCGUGUAAUACUCGGAGCAGUUAAUGAUUGGGAACGUGUUUUCUUUCUUAAAAACUGCAGUUAAAUAAGUUGAAGGAAACAUUUGUUGCAGCGUUAAGGAGUCUGAUGGACGACGUUUCUCUAGUUCAGAUGAAUGAUUUGGGCCCCUUGGGUUGAGGCGCCAUCGCUUUUUUUUUUUUUUUUUUUUUUUUUUUGGAAUGAGUUUUACAGUCAAAACGCACAAAGUCAGAUGAAGGGAUUGAAAAGGAACGUGGGAAGAAAAGCAGCGGGGCGGGAACGAGUGGAAGGAUGGCCAACGGGCUCGUCUGGAGCGGAGCGGGGAACCCGGCUUUGCUCCGUUUCUGCCCUCCAAUUUGUACCAAGUGCAUUUAGUACCACUGUCCAUUCUUAACAUUUGUAUGACUUUAUUUGAUAAGUUUUGAAAUUAAAUGUGAUCCUGGCAUUGAA